AUGGGUCUUGCGUCAGGAUGGUGGCAUGAGCUUUGCGAACAAAUUCAUGCUUUUGAGGCUCAACCGAUGCAGACGACCAUCAACGAUACAGCGGUUCUGGAUCGGUCAUUUACCGCUAAUGAUAACGUGCCGAUUGGGCACAAUGUCGCUCAACCAAGCGUAUUAGAGUUGUCCGCAUUGUGCAGUAGUUAUUUAUCUUUUUCUUGGACAAAAAUUAUUAAAAAUCAAUAUUUUAGUUUCUUGAUCUCAUUCCUGGUCGAUGCUCGCGGUGGUGCAAUGCGAGGAUGCCGCCAUUCUGGCGUGCGUAUCAUCAUACCACCUCGAAAGGCCAGUCAACCUGUGCGAGUUACCUGCCGUUACCUUAGAAAGGUAGGUGCUAGAUUAUUGCAUUCACUUCAUUCAAUUUGCAAUGCAAAUGCAAUUGCAAUGCUUUUGCGUUAG
This is a messenger RNA of Strongylus vulgaris, 441 nucleotides long. Lineage: Eukaryota; Metazoa; Nematoda; Chromadorea; Rhabditida; Strongylidae. The record is from the annotation of a GenBank genome assembly.